Rhincodon typus (whale shark) is the source of this 2779-nucleotide messenger RNA. RefSeq names its product papilin-like. The record is from RefSeq and is a predicted model, not a curated record. NCBI's taxonomy places the organism in Eukaryota, Metazoa, Chordata, Chondrichthyes, Orectolobiformes, Rhincodontidae. The coding region runs from base 1 to 2154 and encodes 717 amino acids. Gene Ontology annotation, molecular function: serine-type endopeptidase inhibitor activity. The transcript is spliced from 13 exons.
AUGUUUGUGGGCAUCCGGAAACCCGGUGCAAUUGGGGAAAAAAAGGGGCUAGUUUUUUUUACUGCCCAGAGCCUGGCCUGCAGUCCUGGUGAGUCUUUCUUCUGUCAGGGUGCAGUGGGAGGUGUGACUGCCGGCACAUCUAAUCUCGCCCAGCCUGGCAGUGACUUGUGUUCCCUUCCACAGUGCUCCAAGAGCUGUCAGACGGGCAAGCGGAGACGCCAGGUCAUCUGCUAUGACCGAGAUCGAAAGCACCAGGACCCAGAGAAGUGUGACCCGCGUGCCUAUCCUCGGGAGUUUGAGGAUUGUAACAGCCAGCCUUGCUUCCUGCCCCAAACGGUGCCCAGCUUUCCAGAUCCGACCGGAUUCAACCCUGACGAGGAUUUGUCGACGUUCCCGAACGCUGAGUCUCCUCUGUUUCCUGGAGCCCAUUCUCCAAACUACCUGCCAGUUCGUGGGGAGACCAACCUCCUUCCAGGGCACAGUGAGUGGGAUCUGCCCCAGCUGUAUCCGUCCGCCUCAGACUCAGACCCUCCAGCAACUGGCUCCAUCCCUGAGCCCUCAAGGACACGGCUGGAACUGCUGGGGCCAGACAUGAAGGACUGCCACACUGAACCGUAUGGCUGCUGUCCAGACGGAUACGCUACAGCUACUGGACCAGGAGGACAGGGCUGUCCCACCAUCCUCUGCUACAAGAGCAGGUAUGGCUGCUGCCCUGACGGAGUGACAUCAGCGAGGGGGUAUAACCAAGCCGGUUGCUCAACAUUUUCAACCAACAGUAAUUCUAAUAACGAUGACCAGAUUUUUCUAGGGUCCAAGCAUUCAUCCCUGUGGUGCUCCACUCGUCACUGCCUGCUACUUGGAAAAAAGGAGUCACAGGCCACUGUUCGAGAUAAUCCAUCGGAUGAAUGUCGGAGCUCCAUGUUUGGUUGUUGUCAUGAUGAAUUGACCCCUGCCUUGGGCCCGAGGGGAGAAGGAUGUAGGAGCGGACCCAGACACCUUUAUCCAGCUCCGUGCCUGCUGCUGAGCGCUAAUGGGCCCUGCACUGAUUGGACAGUCCGAUGGUUCUUCAUCCCCGAUGCGGCGCUCUGUAACCGCUUCUGGUAUGGAGGCUGCCAUGGCAACAUGAACAACUUUGAGACGGAGGAAGAGUGUGAGAGUCGGUGUAAGCAAUUGGGUCGCGACCGUGGCAUGAGUAGGCCAGACGAUCGGGCUCCCUGGUGGUCCCCACACCUAGGACGACAGUCUGAGUCCUCCCUGCUUCCUACACGGGCUCCAAACAGAGGCUCAGUCCAACUGCAGCCACACCAUCCCAUUUACAGGUUAAAUAUCGACAGACCUGAUCCUUCUUUGGUGAGUUCCCGGCCAGGACAAACUGUGAGGUUACUGUGCAGGGUUGAUGCAUUCCCAUCUCCUCGUAUCGAGUGGUACAAAGAUGGAAGACUGUUACUUUCAGCAAGACACAGACAGCAGCCCGAUGGAUCAUUGCUGAUCAGCUCGGUCCGGGAACAAGAUGGUGGAUUGUACACCUGUCGAGCAUCAAAUGGACACGGUCAGGCAUCUCGUCAGGUUCAGCUCAACAUUCAAGCUGCAGCUCACAUCCAGCCCAGCAUGUCUGUGAUCGAGGCCUGGGUUGGCUUCUCAGCCCAGCUACCAUGCCCGGCUGAAGGAUGGCCAAGACCCCGGGUGUUCUGGGAGAGAGAUGGCACCCGCAUUGGACCAGCGGCCCAGCCCCGGCUCACUCAGCUGGAUGACCAGUCUUUACGCUUUACCUCAGUAAUGCCCAGCGAUGCAGGGGAAUACGUUUGUGUCGCCCAGAAUAUGGUGGGACCGCUGCAAAGGAUGGUGGUGGAACUUAAGGUCAAAGGAGAACUGAAGAUCACUGGACCACCUCAGGAUCUACAUGUGGCCUUAAGGGGAACAGCAGAGUUUCCGUGUGUGGUGUCUUCUUCCAAUGCUAAUGUACAGUGGACAAGGAAUGGAAUCCCCCUCCGAACAGAUGGGGAGCAUAUCUACGUUUCCCCAGAUGGUACUUUGACUUUGCACAAUGUCCAGUUGGACGAUUCUGGGACUUACACCUGCAAUGUGUACAGCGGCUCUCACUCGGUCAGUGCCAGUGCUGAAUUGACCGUCACAUGUCCAUUUUAUUGGAAGUAGCAUGUAAAGUUUACUGUAGGAGAUGAAGAAUACUACUCGACUGAUGUUUGCAAAUGCAUUCCAUAGAAAAAGAUGACCAAUCAAACUCACCCUUUUAUUAUGCAAACCUGUACUCUUUUAAACUAUUGAUAUGUAUAAUAAUUUUAGAAUGACAAGUUAUUCAUAAGAAAAUUGUUAAUAUAGAAAAUAUGAUUUUCAAAAAUUCUGAACAUUGCGAUUUCCAAAGGUGCACUGCAAAAUGUAUCUGCAUUCAGAUUUUAUUUUUAUGUAAAAAGACUAGUAUUUUUAAAAGCUAAAUGUCAGCAGGUUGGAUAAACUUAGUAAAUAAUCAUGUAUUUUUCCAGCUGGCCUUACAUUUAGUGCGCUGUUAGUUUUGUACAUAAUACUCACUACCUACUUUCUACUUAACCAGAAUCACAUUUUUUAUGAAGAUGAUUAUUCAUGUGAAAAUGUAUAUUGUGUGUUUAUUAAUACAUUUCUGCAAAUAGCAUGUCAAUGAAUUAAACAAUGCAUAUUGAACUACUGGCCUUUUUAUAAUUACACCGACAAAAUACAAUAAACUACUGAUUGCAGGAGAUUUUAAAAAGUCGCAUUGUUGAUAGAAUCUCCUGGUGCACAUUGAAUU